Dermacentor albipictus is the source of this 7609-nucleotide messenger RNA. Its product is annotated as melanopsin-A-like. The record is from RefSeq and is a predicted model, not a curated record. NCBI's taxonomy places the organism in Eukaryota, Metazoa, Arthropoda, Arachnida, Ixodida, Ixodidae. Gene Ontology annotation, cellular component: membrane. Gene Ontology annotation, biological process: G protein-coupled receptor signaling pathway. Gene Ontology annotation, molecular function: G protein-coupled receptor activity.
GCACAGCGAAGGUGCGCCCAUGGAGCUCUCGCGCCCUACUCCUCGUCCGACGCUACCGGGGCUCGGAGCCGACAGCCGCGCGUCUACGUCAGCGCCAGUACUACCCAAGAUGGACCACCGAAUCGCAUUUAUCCAAGCACUUGACACUUUGUAGCUGCCACUGCGCGACUGUCUUCCGAAAGUUUCGAGAAAGUCAUCUACGGCUGCAGAUAUGCUGUCCCCGUUACUUUGGAACCACCCAUCGAAGAGGCGGAAGCCGUAGGACUGCAUGUCUAUAGCAUCAUAGGCGCAGCACCACGUCAUCGCGUGCUGCAAGUUCACCAGAGAAAACGUUCCACCACGAGAGCGCCGCUACGCUUUAGGUCAGUGGUCCAGGGGCUGCUAACUCGUGUGACUCUGACUGUGACAGCGUGUGAACGCAGUGACUCGAUCGCGUCCGACCUACACGACGGUGAUCCUACUCGUUGGCCGAGCAUUACGACCACUGGAUAUCGUUCAGAGCUUAGUUUCCGUGUUUUCACUAAAGAAGUUCCGUGAGCGUGCUCGUACUGAACUGUUUCAACAUUUUCUGCAAGCUGUGAUAUCCGUUACCUGACUGAACUGUUCAGAGCGCUACACGCAUUGACAGCUGAUAAAGAGCAAAGUGACCAUCUCGACUUGCGAAAGUGAUAAGAGGUGAAUCACGAAGGCGUACAAGAAGCCGCAUAGUGCUUUUGAAGGCUGGCCCCUUGCGUUCCUGACCAGGAGAAGCGAUGGAGCUGCACGUUGACCCGGAGCUUCUCGCUGUAAAUACGCACGUCGGCGCACUUGGAACCAACCUCACUGCCCAGAACCAAGCCCCAUUUUUGCCGAACUCCAUCCUAGCAGACGAGUCAUCCGGUACCUUGCACUUUGUGCCGUCUGCAGAAGCCGCCGCCGCCGCCGCUUCCGCAUCUAUAGGUGGCGUAGAGGGCGGCCAGUCGACAUCGCCCACCUACAUCAGUCUAGAAGUGCACUACACGCUGCUUCUAAUCAUCAUGGUGUCAAGCGUCGCCGUCAACGGCCUCGUGUUCGUCCUCUUCUACCAGCGCCCAUCGGUGCGCAUGACGUCCAACAAGUUCGUCCUGAACAUGGCGAUAGUGCACCUCCUUCAAACUUUCAUUGUGCUCCCGUUCGUAUUCGUGUCGAUCAUGUUCCAGGAGUGGAUUUUCGGCGACAUUUGGUGCAAAAUACAUGGCACAGUGUCUGUGUGCCUAACCAUGGCCAGUGUAUUCUCAAUCCUGCUCAUAGCCGUCGAUCGGAACUGUGCCGUCAAUAGCCCGCUGCACUACUCAAUGACCAUCACUAAGAAGCGCACGAGUGGGCUCAUCGUCUCAACGUGGGUCUUUGCCGUGCUCGUUUCGCUGCCACCACUCGUAGGAGUUUCGGAUAUCCAGUACCAAGAAAGCUGGGCCAUGUGUACCGUCACGUGGUACGACACUGGUCUGCUUACCAUUUCUUAUUCGUGUGUCCUCUGCGUCGUGGGCUUCCUGCUGCCUUUCGUCCGGAUCACGUGGAUCUACGCGUCCAUGUUUCGCGCCGCUCGACGCAACAGCGCUCGUGCCCGGCUUCACAACAUAAACACCAGCAGCAACGAGAUGAGCCCACCCUCGUCGGCGGGACUGGACGGCGGAGGCCACCCACCUCUCUAUGUGCACAGGCGAGCGGCCUGGUCCAAACGAACGUCUUCGCUGAGCCAGGCGUCUUCGCUGUUCGGCGACGAGUGGAAAGCCGUGCGCACGGGCGUCCUGGUUGUGGUCUCUUUCACGGCUUGCUUCCUUCCAUUCUUCUCCAUGACUUUGGUGGAGCCCCAUGCGCGAACACGCAAGACCGCCCUGAGGAACCUGCCAGCUAUCUCGAUGUUAUUCCUCUUCUGCUCCUCUCUCAUCAGUCCCUACCUGUACGUCAUCAGGAACAAGGCGAUGCGCAAGCAUGUCCGCAAGAUGUUCACCUGCUUAAAGCGCAAGCCAAGCUUCUUCUCUCCACGUGGCUACCACUACAGUCACCAGAGUCCUCCGCAGGAGCGAAAGUGCUCCGAAGACAUUAGGGUGCCCGGAAGCACAGCCUCUCUACGUUCUGGCGGCAGCGUGGACUACCAGAGGCCCUUGGUGACGCACUCCCUCUACCAGAACAAGUCGGGCGACUGGAGGAUUGUCAGCGUCACCACGGAGCCAAGGCGACCCCCUUCUCGCCGGUCAUCCCUUAUCUCGCAGCAGCCACUGUGCGUGGACGAUAUGGCACAGCAGCAGCAACAGCAACUCCAGCAAGAGCAGUCGUACUACCACCACAAAUGCGGGCCCGGGCUACGUGGCGCUGCCAUCAGGAACGGCUUCUACAGGCGAGCUUCCCUUGACAGCUCCAAGAUCAUGUGCGCGCGAUAUCCUAGCGCGCUCGAGAGAGAUCCCGAAAUCACAUCCGUGAAGUCAACCAGCGGCUCAGGUGGUGAUCGGAGCAUGUCCUUCCGCAUGCGCGGCCGCUUUGCCAACCGGGAAGAGUCGACCGAGACGUGCGACACGUCCUGCAACAGCAGCUACAGUCAGGAGGAAUGGGGACGACACUUGAUCGACUCCUCGCAGCACAGGAGAGCAAGCAAUGCUAGGCGCGAGUCACAGAGUAGCGUAUCUGCUAUAGUCGAAAGUGUCGAAGUAUACCCAACACCUCCUGCUUCUGACAGCAUCACGCAGGUACACCAUUACGGCAACACUUCCUCCGCAUCGGCCGCUUCUGCAGCGGCUGGAUACACUUGCCGACCGGUCCUGAAACGUGGCCGCUCCUUCGCCUUUGAUGAGCACGAAAUGAAUGUAGCCUUUCCCCCGCAAAGGAUUUCCCAGUCCGGGGGACUUCGGAAGUCCCGCUUUGCCGUGGCGAGGAACUCUCCAAAGCAUGGCUCCAGUGAUACCACUACUACCACACUGGAAUCGUUGACGUCGACGGAGUCGCAAGACCUUCCCAUCAUCGCGUCUCCCCGCGCCAUGUCACCCACGUCGAACGCACCGUACCACUAUCCGCCCACGCCAUUCAUGCACCCGCAUCAUCACUCAACGUCCCAGGGUUAUGGCUCAGCACCCUGCAGCAUAGCCCUUCAGCAGCACACCCAGUUGCCCGCCGAGUGUCAGGAUCGAAGGGACUCUGGCUUUGAGGACACUAUGUUGGGGAGGUGUGACAUCUGUGAAACAAUUGUGAACGAAAGUGGCUCUAUCAAGGCGGUGAAGUUUGUAGAGCAAGUAUAGUUACUAUACAAAAAAAACUACUCUUUGGACGCCGAAUUUCGGACCCUGGUCUAAGUCAUUAGGACUAAGGCAAACCUCGCCUUAGAGAUGGAAUGUUGAGCUGGCGUCUGAUCACUACCGCCACGCAAGGUUUCCAGGCUGCCACAUGACACGCCUAUUCGCUGUGAAUGCCUAGCCAAACAUUUAAAGCCAACCGAAUUCGUGUUCCGGUGCAGCGGUAGCUGCAUAUCAGGUGUCAAAUUUUACAUGUUUACGGGAAACACCAAUCCCCAUCGCUAAGAAGCUGACAAAUAAUUUAAGAAAUUACUAUAUAGGUACUAAUAAAUGAGAUAACAAUUAUAUAAGUGUUCAAGGCAGGAAGAAAAUUUUUUCCAUAUUUUCAAGAUUUGUCCUAAUUAGCAGAGCCGAACAGGUAAAAUUCGAAAAUCCCCAAUAUUAACACCUGUUUAUCACUAGUUCAAACGUGACAGUAGAAAGUUCGUGUAUGCAGCUCCGCGACACCUGUUUAGAAGUACAGAUAAUGGUUAUGAAACAUUUUGAGCCUCAAAGGACGGGUCUGUAAACCGUAUGGAUAAGCUUAAUUUCGCUUCAUAUCAUGGCGCGAACAAUCGCCAUGCGAGAGCGCUAUUUAAAAUGUACCACAACUUCCGAAAAGAGACAUUGAAAUGAACCAUCUAUGUUAUGGCUGUGUGCGCGGAACUUCCACACCUUGAGUCUCAUCCAUCGGACAGACCUGCAAGUUCGAAGAGGACCUAUGCGAUUGUGGGACAUUUUUUUUACCGAAUUGUGAGAGUUAUAGUGCUGUGUGUGAACCUUGACUGUUUCAGUACGGAAGUCAAGAAGAACAUGAAAGCAAGUGCGCUUGGUCAGUCACAAUCCCGUGAUGCAUUUCAAGAUAUGAUGUGCCUAAAGCGCCCAGUGUAAAAUGCUACGUUGAUAAUAUUUAUUCAUAUUUUGCGAAGCUGGGCUACAAAGUUUAUGAAUGUUUUUGCGAACGCGCACUCAAUGGAAACUGUUUCUUACAGUCACGAGCAUAAUGACCCACAACUCAAUGUAUAGGAAGAUAUGGCGUGAUAUUUUAUUGCUACUACUUUGCUAUUGUUGCAAUGUUUGCGUGUACUAAACGACAAGUUAUUGCCGAAGAACUUUUACCGUGCACGAAAUAUUUGAAUGAUUUUACCAGGUUUCUAACCUUAUUUUGUAAUAAGGCUCAACUCAUUCUCAAGAUUAUUUCAUCUUGCUUUGCGUUUAAAAUCAAACUUUUCUAGAAAUCGGGAACGUGCGAGCCCGCCACUGCAUCUUUAAAGGACUGUUCUUUUUUAAAAUUGCUAUCAAAAAUAUAUACCUGAAGUUUUGCAUACGACACCCAUUCUUUUUUUACAUUUGUAUUCAGGUGUGGUGCAAAUAUAUUUAUUGUGCGCUUAAAGCCAUAUGCAACAAACUCACAAAUUAUAACAUGAUUAGCGCAAAAGGUUUCUUGCGUAAUUAUGGAAUAUAAGAGAGAACUACCUAGUAAUUUUGUUAGAACAAUUAGCAGGAGGGAGCAUUUUUGAGGACGGAUAGCUUUAAAUAAAAUAAUUGUUAUAAUUAUUAACUAGGCAGAGAGUGACCUGUGCGGCACCAUUAUUUUUUCUUUGAGUUUGGUUGCUGAAAGCCCCAAAGCACCACUCAACUUCUGCUUCUACUGAAUCUGUAACUGGAACUGAGCCUCAUGUGCUGACCUGUGUUAUGCAAGGCUGAUAUUGGUGAACCUGUCAAUAUGAUAUAAGAGAAUGUGUUGAAGGACAACAGGGUGACAUACCAGUCUCUUACAGCUUAAGUGUCUGUGGCUUUCAUGUGCGCAUGCGGGUUUUGCCUGUAACCAAACGGUAAACGCCAAGUUGUUCUGAGACCUGCGUUACGCUACACGAAACUUUCGCCUUUCGUAGCAUUCCACUGCAAGUCGCUGGAGCCACAUUGUUUUUUAGCACCUGUGAUUGUACAUAAAUCUAAACAGCGUGUAAUUACUUCACGCGAUAAACUGUUACUAGUUGUGUCCUCGCCAUGCUUCGGCACAAUAUGAUUUUGUGUCUGCCAUUUAGGGUGUUUAUUUUUUUGGUAAUUAAGUUUUGUAAAAACGUUUAUCCGUUGUUUGUCUUGCAUGUUACGUAAUCUGUACUCAGCACUUUGUCCCUCUUCAGUAGCGCAGCUAACGAAUGUGUACGUUCUUGCCCCGUAGAGAUUGCCUUUUAUGGUGAUUGAAGUGUCGGUGCCCCCUUGCUUUUAUUUGUGCGUUUUGAGUGAAAUAGCUGAUUGCACAUGCUCAUUGGUCAGUCAAUAACUUUACGAUAAACUUUCUGCGCAAUUGCAAGACGAGGCAUGCGAGGUAUUUGACAUGUUACUCGCAAAUAGUGCCGAUCUGUUGUCUUCCGGGUUUCGCAAUCGUUGCAGAUUUUCUCAUGUUACUCUGACGAAACUUACAAGACCUAUAUCCUAAACAAAAGUGAUGACCCGUCACACAACAGUAUUUGAGAGGAAGUAAACCAUAAGGACGACGUUCGAAAUUGAAUUGACAAAUGACUGCCAAAUCUAUCACGAUUUUCACAUGGAGUUGCAAACAUUGUAAACUCCUAAGUCUCCAAAUAUCAUACACCGAAACAAAAAUGCCAAAGUACAGGUCGCCUAAUGAAAUAGUAAAGUCUUAACGGCGGCUUCAGAAAAAUUAUUCCAAAGAAUUUGACGCUGCUGACUUUCUUAGUAAUGGGCAUUCUGGAAAGCAUGAAUUUGCACUACACGAGUUUUCAUGCCUCUGUUUCUUUGCUAACGACAAGAAAGUGGCUGCAACCAAGCUGCAGAAAAAAAGUCCCAGUAACUGUACAACUGGGUUGAGUUGCAGUUUCUUGCCAAGAUACACCGAAGCAAGGCUCUUGCCACACUAUGGAAAUUUUUCACGGCAGGGACGUCACCAACGAGCACAAGUGCAGAGGCGACUAUGGUUAAACCGAAUGUUCCAAUCUGGGCCACGGUCCUUGCACUGCUUAACGCGUGAGGCUGCUGCUCUACGAAGAAGGGGCCAAAUUUGCCACUCACUGCCGCAAUGUUCACGAGCUUUAGCUGUUCAUUUCUUUCGAUGUUUAGAUGUUGUUCGUCAUGACAACCCCAUUUAUCUGUAUAAAGAUGCACAUCGUUCUUGUCUUGUUUCGUCUAGCACAUGUGAGUGAUAGAUACAGAGUGACACACACGUCAAAUAUUGACCACGGUUGAACGGAUGAAAGACUCAAGAGAGAGAGUGCGUGACCAAACAUCACUCGUUUGUUUCUGCACACAGAGAGAAUUUAUUGCUUGCAGACUUCCAACAUGCGGAGAGUUACAUGUUCAUAGCAACCGCGGGAGCCAAUUUUAUGAAACAGAAAACAACUGCGAAGUUAUCACUGGUCACAAGGAUAGCAGCAAUUGCUGCUGCUGUCCUGGGUGUUGCGACAAAAGAAAAGUAUUAAUGAAAAGGAAACACCCAAUGCCUAUUUUUAUUCUUUCUAGCCUAAAUAUUAUUCUGAUGUGGGAUUUACUCUUUCAAGCUGGUGGCAUAGGAAGGGACGUCUGCAUUAAUUUUCUUUUACACUUAGAAGCCCCUACUUUGUACCGGUUAUGGGAGCAGGUUCAUAUACAACCGCCGCCAGCAUAUGAACAUUGCAGCGCCCUAUUGCCCGAUAAUGAUAUUCAGAACAACUUCUUAGGAGCAAGAUAUUACAGGCAUCGUAUUUACAAAUGUAACUGCGGCCUGACUAUUCUAUUUACAUUUUCUUUUUACUCCUUCGAGAAUAGUAUUUUGACAAUCGAAUGAAGCUACCAGUACGAAGAAAUGAACUAUUUACAAGAAAUGUAUUUAUAGAAAGCUAUCGAAAAUUGCAAAGGUGUUGAUAAGAGUCGUACUCCUAGCCUUCCCUAAAAUAUGCCAGUUUCAUGCAUAGUUAUGAAGAAGUGAAACGCAAAUGUGUUCCCUUGCCUGUUCACUGAAUAAUUAGGCUGAGUCACUCGUGUGCCCGUUGUGUUGUAAUUUUUUUUUCUUUGAGUUACUUUGGAUGUGCUCACAUAGAACCUGCGUAACCAGUGCGAACUGCUUUCGGUAUUUAGCCAUAUUGAAUGUCGUUGUCCGUGUCAUUCCUGCUGCAGUAAUACGUUUCUUGUCUUUUUCUGGAACCUGAAAUGACUAUUGCGGAGUCGCUAUUAUACAAGACGCGUCUGGUUUUUGCUUUUUGCGCGCUGGACUGGGAACGGUUUCACGACAGAUGGUGCCAGUUGAAUAUUUACAGUUUAUACACAUGCCACGUGUUUUUCGAAGUUUUGACGACACAAUAAAUGUAUUUGUUUUGAAUGUUUGUUUA